Molecule: messenger RNA, 1626 nt
Organism: Emiliania huxleyi CCMP1516
Lineage: Eukaryota; Haptophyta; Isochrysidales; Noelaerhabdaceae
Exons: 2
Coding region: 1-1626 (541 amino acids)
Biological process (GO): fructose metabolic process; fructose 2,6-bisphosphate metabolic process
Cellular component (GO): cytosol
Molecular function (GO): 6-phosphofructo-2-kinase activity; ATP binding
Source: RefSeq, a predicted model, not a curated record
AUGAGCUCUGCGGCAGCAUUGGCGCGGCUGACAGUCGUGUGUAGCAUCUGUAUUGCUGUCACCGCGUUGGCCGCCCGACGCUACGCGCGCGCAAAGGGUGGCCAGGCCAGCAGCAACACAAGCGCGGCUGCGCCAGCCAAGACCUGCGUGCCGCCGGUGACCUUGCCAGACAAGGGCGGCUCUGGAAGGUCUCCGGGAGGGCAUUGGAAGCACGCGGCCAAGGCCACAUCGGAGACGCUUACUCCCCGCUCGGCGUACGCACGCGUAGAGGGCGCGGAGUUGCGCGACCGGGUUGUGGUCGCCAUGGUGGGGCUGCCCGCACGAGGGAAGAGCUACCUAUCGAAGGCGGUAGUGCGGUACCUCAACCUCAUAGGCUGCCCAGCACGCAUCUUCAACUCCGAAGAGCACCGCAAAACGGAGGUCCGCCGAAGCAGCCGGGUCAGCGACCCGGGAACCGACGACGCCAUAGCAACCCGCGACCAAGUUGCGAUGGAGACGCUCGACGAACUUUUCUCCUGGCUACGCGACGCGACGGCCACGACGUGGCUUGCGACUGGCGCCUCGGGCUGUGCCUGUGCGAUCUUCGAUGCCACUAACACCACAGUUGCACGGCGGCAGCAGAUUGUCGCUCGGUGCGCUGACGAGAGACCGCCCGUCCGCCUCAUCUUUCUCGAGUCUAUCUGCGACGACGACGAGUUGCUCAAGCACAACUAUCGGCUGAAGCUCGCCAAGACGAAGACCAACAAAAAAGAGGCGCUCGAGGACUUCGUUGGACGCGUGAAAAAGUACGAGGAGGCGUACGAGCGGAUCGAGCCCGCAGAAGGCGUGAGCUACCUGCAGAUCCACAACGCGGGGCAGAGGCUCGUCGCGUCGGGCCUCGCUGGCUACGUCUCGACGCGGAUUGUGGCGCUGCUGCACGCCAUCCACCUCGAGCCGCGAGCAAUCUGGCUUGUGCUUUGCGGACAGACCCUCAACGACACGAGCGACAUUGUCGGUGGUGACUCGCCGCUUUCUGCUGAUGGCCUUGAGUACGCCCGCGCAACUGUAGCGCUGCUCGCUCGGCGGAUCGCGAGCUGGUCGACUGCUGAGAAGCUUGCGGGGACCCAGCAUAGCAAUCCGGCCAUUAUUAGCGGCACUCUGCGCCGCUACUCGCCCAUGAUCGACAUGAUGCGAAAGCAGAUCCAGCCGACCUCGGUCACACGGCUCACGCGAUUGAACGAUCUCUGUGCCGGCGAGCUUGAGUCCGUGCCAGCAGAGUCGCUGCACACGGAGCACGUGGCGGAGCGAGAGGCGCGCGAGAGAGACAAGCUGAGCUACCGCUUCCCCGGCGUCGGAGGCGAGUCGUACCAGGAUGUGAUUCAGCGGCUGCUGGACACCGUCCUUGCCAUCGAGCAGUCAAGGAAUAACGUCGUCGUCGUGUGCGACCGCGCUAUCUCGCGUGUGCUGUGGUCCUACCUGUGCGGCCUUGAGCCCGCAAACAUCCCCAACCUGGAGGUGGUGCCAGGUCUCAUGGAGCUGCGGCGCGCGCACGCGGGCUGGACAUGCACCCCUCUCGAGGUUCCUGAGGGCGCCGCGCGGACCGUCGGCCUAGCGGGAGACUCAUGUUUGGGAUCUCUGCGAGCCUAG